Molecule: messenger RNA, 2166 nt
Organism: Kwoniella mangroviensis CBS 8507
Lineage: Eukaryota; Fungi; Basidiomycota; Tremellomycetes; Tremellales; Cryptococcaceae
Exons: 6
Coding region: 1-2166 (721 amino acids)
Biological process (GO): mRNA splicing, via spliceosome; regulation of alternative mRNA splicing, via spliceosome
Cellular component (GO): nucleoplasm
Molecular function (GO): mRNA binding; N6-methyladenosine-containing RNA reader activity
Source: RefSeq, a predicted model, not a curated record
AUGAACCCCUACAACAAGGAUCGACCUCCACCGGAUUACCCUCCUUAUCAGUCUAGAAGACAGUCGGAGAGUGGUGGUGACAUGAUGAUGGGGGGUCAUUACUCUGCAGGAGGGAUGCACCACCCUGCUCAGACGCAAGAUGAUGUGGAUCCCGAUCUACAGAACCGGUUGCAGAACCUUCAAAUCGAUUCACCUCAACCACCUUAUCAUCCUUAUCAGCCUCCUCCAGAGGAGCAACCGUAUCAACCCUUCAAUCAGAACUUCUACCCUCCUCCACAACCUUUCCAGUAUCCCGCAUACUCGUACUCGCCAUAUCCAGAUGGUCAUGCCCCUUCACCCAUCAAUCCAGCACAGCCGUUUGGGAUCUGGACUAGCCCACCGAUCAGCCCUGCUGUGUCAUCCACCCCGUUCCGUCCACCACCACCUGGACCACCUCCUCCUCACUCAAGACACGGCUCUGCUGGAGAUUACGGGGGGUUCUAUCGCGCUUCAUAUAGCGGACCACCUUCUGCUUGGACUAGUCCUUCGAUGCCUUCCACUUUUGGCUUUUACACGCCAUACCAACAACAACAGCCUACGAUGGAGGCAAUCCGUCCUCCCCUGACCAACGAGUGGUCUCAGUCACCCCCACUCCGUAGAAAUUCUCGUCAAUCAUGGAGUGGUCCUUCUCGAAACCCUAAAGAGACCACUUUGCAAGAGAAGGAGAGAGAAAGAAAGGCCUAUCAUCCUCAAGCACCGGCUAGAAGGUCUGAUUGGGUGAUGUGGGUCGGCAAUGUUCCCUCCAACACGUCUCAUGAGGAAUUAUGGCGAUACUUCAACAAUACGAUACCCGCUGUCAACGACUCAGAAGCUGACUCUGAGCCAUGGCGAGGACCCUCUUCCAUUUUUCUCAUAUCACGCUCGUCCUGCGCUUUCGUCAAUCUAUCCUCGCAAGCAGACCUCGAUAGGGCUGUAGCUUUCUUCAAUGGAAAAUCAUUACGACCAUGGGAUAAUAGAUGUCCCAGGAUGCUAUGCCGGGUUAGAAGAAAAGACGAUGAUCUAAGGUCUGGUGUGGGAGCUCAACGAGGUACAGGAAUGCAUCGAGGUUGGGUCAAGGAUCAAGAGCCCAAAUUGCCCCGACAAACGAGUAAUGCCUCUGUUAGUUCCGCCAACUCUGUUCCACCCAGUCCAGCUGCAUUGGAACACCCUCCUGAAGGUGAAGGUCGUCGUCGAGAAAGUAUAAUCAAGGAAGGAAAUCCUCUGAGCAAGCAUCAAUCCAGUGGUAGUUUCGCUAGUACCAAUUCAAGCUUCCUCGCACGACAUUUCCCAAGACGUGUGUUCAUCUUGAAGAGUUUGACAACUGCUGAGCUAGAGGAAUCCGUCCAAACUGGUACCUGGAAAACUCAACGUCACAAUGAGCCUAUACUAGACCAAGCAUUUCGAACGUCUCAAGAAGUCUUUCUCAUCUUUGGUGCGAAUCGUUCUGGCGAGUUCUUCGGUUAUGCCAAGAUGAUCGAACCAAUCGAUAAAGAAAGAGCGAAGAAACAAUCAACCGGUGUCUCCAUCGCUCGUAAAUCAACAACAAAUAUUGACGGAGGGGAAUCACGGCCUCCCUUUUUCCUCACUCCCUCACAGAGUCAUCUCGCGAGCUCAUCUCCCGGAGAGAUCACCCCAAAUGAAGAAGCAAAAUUGGAACAUGCCGUGGGAUGGCGACGGACCGACCCGUCUGACAUACGUAACAAGCCUCAUCACGAUAAUAAAUCGAUUCAAUCAGCACCGGAAUUCAGAGCUCAAACGCUGGAUCCCAAAGCGCUCCAACAUGAUUAUUUCCCUCCUGUACCAAUCAACGAUGAAGGAGAAGCUGAUCAUCAAGAAUAUCUCGGUGGUUCUGAACGUCAACCUACUCUUGAUGAUCAAGGUGUUCUCAGGAAGGAUACCGUGUUGACUCCCGAUGAGAAAGCUGAGAGAGAGGAGGAAGAAGCUCAUGAUGAGUUUGUGGAGGAAAGUCGAGGUCAUGUCUUCCGAAUUGAAUGGGUCAAAGUUGGAUCUAUCCCAUUCAACAAGACUCGUCAUCUGCGAAAUCCAUGGAAUUCAGAUCGUGAAGUCAAGGUUUCGAGAGAUGGUACAGAGGUCGAGCCUGCGGUUGGAUCUGCUCUCAUGGCCGAAUGGGAGAAAUUGGAAUCUUAA